AUGCUCGGUAUAUGCGGCGGAAACUCAGACAAUGGCGAAGACACCACCACACGUCACGGUGCCGAGGCCCGCGACCGCCAGAGGCUCUCACCGGCUCUGCAAAUACCCAAGAACAGGAGCACCGGAAAUCUUGGGACCGUAGGCGACAAUUCUGAAAAGGCUCGCAUCCGCUUCUCGUUCGAUGCCGGCGCUUCGGCAGCCGAGUACGACGCCAUGUCAAGGUUCAGUCCCGCACUGAUUCAUGGCUGGUUACUGACCGAAGUCGUGUGGCGUAGGAGCUCUCUCGUCACCGACCAUGACCACGGCUUGGGCAUGUCCGGGCUCAGACGGAUCCGCCAACAACCUAAUGCCAUGAGGACGCCUACUAUGCCGUCAUUAUCGAGCAGGAACCCGUCACUUAGCGACUUGUCCCGGUCAACAUCGGCCAGCAUGUUUCUAGACCAUUCGGCUCCACUAUCGCCCUACCCGACAUCUCCCACCUUUACUGAAGACCUCUCGCGCUUUCCGUCCGAAUCACUCCAUUCGUUCUCGUUCGCACACCAAUCUGAAGACUUGAUACACAACCGUCAGAACGUCUUGAAGCGAUCUAUGGAAUUUAUGAAGGACAGGAUGGCAUGGUCGGCCUCGUCAAACGCCGGGAUAGCGAGCGCUCAAGCACGGGUGACGGGGGACGUGGAAACUCAAAAUAUGCUGGAUCUUUUGGCGAAGGCACAUCUGGUCGGCGCCGGGAAUCUCCCCAACGGAGACCCCAGUAUUCUUACCGGGCCAUUAACCGGGCCAGCAACGACAUCAAAUGCAAACGUGUUUGACAGAGGCUUUGCCCCGAGGACCUCGAGCCCCGAGCCCAUCGAUAGGACCCCUCUCACGUCUCCGACCGCCGCGACACCCCCGCCCAUGAUUAGCGGAGUGGCGGUUUCUCGACAGGACGCCUCGGCUCCCGCUCUGGACUCGCCGCCGCACCCCCCGUCCGGCGAGAAUACGGGGUCAGAGGGCUCAUCGAGGACGCCAACGAACGAGAGCGGCGCGAGUGGUACCACGGCCAAGACAUCACCACCGCCGUCGAGACGCCCUAGCAUUCUAAAGCGUACCAUGACCGACACAGACACAGUGCAGGUAUCGGUGCAACAGAAGCUCAUGGACGUCAUGGCGCAGCCGUUCCACGCCACCGAGCCGCAAUCGCAGCCGCAACACCGGCCAUCACAGCCCUUUGGCCCUGCGGUACACCCGCCGACCGGCGCAAGCCCUGCCGUGCACAAUCACCCGACAAGGUGGGUACCUGCCGCCCAGGCAAUCUUUACGACCGAAUCGAAACCGCCAUGGACUAUCCUUUCAGCCAACGACCUUGCUUGCUUGUUGUUUGGCGUCACCGCCGCCGAGGUUAGGAAAAUGGGCAUAUUGGAGGUAGUCCAAGAAGAGAGGAGGGCAUGGCUGGUUGGGAAGUUGCAGAAGAAUAACCACGAGGAUAUCGGAGAUGUCUCCGAGAGCGAGAUAGCUCAGCCGGUGCCCGCCGUACAAACGUCCAGCCUCUUUGGCGCACGCGCCGGUGGGAUCACGGCGAAGCUUCUCAGCAAACCGAAUUCGAGAUCGCAGACACCCAAGGCUGCGAGACGACCAGCCACUAUCCACAGCGGUGAUCCGAAGCCCCCCAAACCGGGGCAAGCUCACCGCCAGAGCAACAAAUCCAGAGGUGUACUGCUCUGCGGUGACGUUGUCCCGAUUCAAAAACGCAAUGGUGCGACCGGCUCUGCUAGCUUUUGGGUCAUUGAGAAGCGGGUGGGGUUGAUCUGGGUCUUGGAAGAGAUCCACGAGGAUGUCUCAUACAUCGACGUCGCUGAGGACGGCACAGUUCUCAAGCUCUCCGGCGCUCUGGGUACCAUCUGGGGAAACGAGAGCUUACAACCAGGCCAAGAUAUUGGGUUGUUGAUACCUCGAGUCCCUAGGCAAGGCAUCGACCCCCGCUUCGGCGAGAUCGACUACCGCGAGAUCGCGAGGAGGAAGUAUUACACAUGUCGUAACUGCGACCGGGUUAACAUUCCGGCGACGGUGGAACAAGUCAAGGGGACUACCCAACUGCGCGUGUCAAGCUUCCCGCAUAUUGCCGGCAUUGUCGUGGUCUGCCCGCAAGAACUCACGAUCAAGAGCUCCAACUCUGUGUUCUGUGGCGCACUCUUUGGUUACGAGAAGCCGGAUGGGAUCUCGAUCAACCAACUCGUGCCGAAUUUUGACAAGAUACUGCGCGUCCUCACCGAGCGAGACGGCGUCCAUCUUGUCGAUGGUAUUAUCGUUCCGGAGCAUUCGUUUCGAAAGGCAUCGGCGUUUUUGGCCCUCGAGGAGGGACAACCAGAUGCUGCUGCGGGGUUCCUUCGCCCUGAUAGUCUUCCGGCUCGCCACCGCGAUGGGUCUCAACUCAGAAUCGACAUCCAAAUGCGGGUCGUAAAGAGUGAAAAGCAGGUUGCGACGAGCAACGAAGCUGUUCUGGAGAACAGUGAUGAUGAGUCACCAACGGGCGAGGCGAGCGAUAAGUUUGUCCUGGCGCAAACAGAAAUGGUGUACGCUCUCUGGAUCACUUAUUCACGGCACCUCCAUGCUUCCCGGGCAAACAUGGGGGUGUCAUCACCGUUGGUUUCUGGUACCGCAACCCCGCUGCACCAACCAUCACCCGGCCAGACACCGGCCCACACGCCACUUGAGAUGCAAUCCGAUUCAGACGACUCGCAGAAAGAGGAGGCAAAGUCUCCGUCGUUGGCACGGCAGUUGAAGGAGGCCGCCAUCACUGCCGCGGCCAAGUUGACCGGCUCACAGCGGGCUUCCGAAUCCCAGGAGGAGCAAGCCAGCUCGUCCAAGCCGGCAGAGCCAGCGCAAAAGAAGUCGAUCAAUGACUUCACCAUCCUCGAAGAGAUGGGUCAGGGCGCAUAUGGGCAGGUCAAACUGGCAAGAUACCGCAACACCGGCAACAAAUGUGUACUCAAGUACGUCACCAAGCGACGCAUUCUUGUCGACACGUGGACGCGCGACCGUAGAUUAGGCACUGUCCCACUUGAGAUUCACGUGCUUGACUACCUUCGACGGGGAGAGUUGAAGCACCCCAACAUCGUGGAGAUGGACGACUUCUUCGAGGACGAGGUCAACUACUACAUUGAGAUGGCGCCCCAUGGCCUCCCCGGCAUGGACCUAUUCGACUACAUCGAGCUGCGCACGAACAUGGACGAGCAAGAGAGCCGCAGCAUCUUCGUCCAGGUCGCCCGCGCCAUCCACCACCUCCACACCAAGGCACAGGUGGUGCACCGCGACAUCAAGGACGAAAACGUCAUCCUGGACGGCGAGGGCCGCAUCAAAUUAAUCGAUUUCGGGAGCGCCGCGUACAUCAAGAGCGGUCCCUUUGACGUCUUUGUAGGCACCAUCGAUUACGCAGCCCCCGAAGUCCUCGCGGGCCGGCCCUACGGCGGCAAGGAGCAGGAUGUCUGGGCCCUCGGCAUCCUGCUGUACACCAUCAUCUACAAGGAGAACCCCUUCUACAGCAUCGACGAGAUCAUGGACCGCGACUUGCGCAUCCCCUACAUCAUCAGUGACGAGAGCAUCGACCUCAUCCGCAAGAUGCUCGACCGCAAUGUCGAGCAGCGUUAUAACAUCGAUCAGGUCCUGGCGCAUCCGUGGUGUCAGAUGGAGUAG
This is a messenger RNA of Chaetomium globosum CBS 148.51, 3669 nucleotides long. RefSeq lists its product as uncharacterized. The transcript has 5 exons. Gene Ontology annotation, molecular function: protein serine/threonine kinase activity; ATP binding. Gene Ontology annotation, biological process: negative regulation of glycogen biosynthetic process; protein phosphorylation; intracellular signal transduction. Gene Ontology annotation, cellular component: cytoplasm; nucleus; cytosol. NCBI's taxonomy places the organism in Eukaryota, Fungi, Ascomycota, Sordariomycetes, Sordariales, Chaetomiaceae. The record is from RefSeq and is a predicted model, not a curated record. Bases 1 to 3669 code for a protein of 1222 amino acids.